AGCAAAGAAGCACGGAUGCGUAUCGAAUCAAAUUAGGGACCGAGGAAUGCACGGGCUUAAUACCCCUAGCUUCAGUUGCCUCGCAUGCGUCGCGGAGACAUGAUGACGACGUCGCAGGGUUUGUUCGUGACAGUUUGCUGGAUUUUGAUGACAAACGGAGGUGCUGUGUGCCCAGAUGGCUAUUGUCGCCACUCGGACGGGUGUUACCGGACCGUGGCCCUCAAUGUCACGUGGAUAGACGCGAGAUCGUACUGUGAGGUGUUGGGUGGACAUCUCCUUUCCCCUGUAUCCCAGUCCAUGGCAGCUGCGGCAGAGGGCGCUCUGCGUAGAAUGAAAGGUACCAUCUUCCCAGGCAAGUUCUGGAUUGACAUCACUGAUCUGUUGAACCCGAAGGACUGGAAGAGGAUGAGCGACAAGAAGGCGCUCAACUUCACGAAUUGGGAUACCACUUCCGGUACUGGGACCUCGGAGGUUGGCGCCCGGAACUGUGUGUACAUGUCCGAAUCUCUGGACUACAAAUGGGUACCCGCUUCGUGUAUUGAAACGAUAAAUUUUCUCUGCUACCAUGCCGGGUAAGAAACACUGCCACCAACCACAGAACGAUACGUGGCUGGUACGACUCGGCUCUACCACAAGCGCCGCGGAUGGUCCAAUGAAGACAUCUACGACUAUAGGGACAUCAGUCCAGCAGAUGUAGACUGCUGAAGAAUUAUACUGCCAAUGUUUCUCCAUGAACUCUUAUUAAUUACUGCAUUGUUUUGUUUGUGAGAGUUAUAUGCAACCAUUACUCAGUUUUUUUUUAUUGUUGUAUGCGUGUAUGUUUGUUUUACUUUUUCGAAGUUUAUGUUUGGCUAUUUAGUAUGAACCGCACUGUGAAGAUGUUUAAUGGUGUUCACUUAAUUUAAAACAUUGUUUCAUGUACAAUAAUAGACAAUUGAUGAGGUGUGUCAGUACUAAUUGUAAUACCUGUGUCAAUUACUGCCCACUGUAUUCUUGAGUCAUUAAAGGAAUUGCGGGAGGAUACGAAAAAGACCGUAGAAAUAUUAUUCUAACAAAUUAGAAAUCAUAUUGUUGCAUGUAUUUCUUGUUUCCAGUGUAUUCAAUUAUCUAUUGUGAAAGAAGUUUGAAAGCAUUGUCGAGAUGUGUUUGUUUUGUUAUACAGUUAUUGAUGUCCAUAAACAUAUUUAAAGUUUUAUUACAAAUACAUAACAUGUUGUCAGUGUAUUGAAAUAUAUGUUUUUGAUCGUAAAUUCAUUAAUACAUAUUUUAAACAGAG
Molecule: messenger RNA, 1276 nt
Organism: Dreissena polymorpha
Lineage: Eukaryota; Metazoa; Mollusca; Bivalvia; Myida; Dreissenidae
Product: snaclec 1-like
Exons: 5
Coding region: 85-576 (163 amino acids)
Molecular function (GO): signaling receptor activity
Source: RefSeq, a predicted model, not a curated record